Cyanidioschyzon merolae strain 10D is the source of this 1482-nucleotide messenger RNA. RefSeq lists its product as hypothetical. The record is from RefSeq and is a predicted model, not a curated record. The transcript has a single exon. NCBI's taxonomy places the organism in Eukaryota, Rhodophyta, Bangiophyceae, Cyanidiales, Cyanidiaceae. The coding region runs from base 1 to 1482 and encodes 493 amino acids.
AUGGAUGCCCAGGCAGUAUGCGUGCACCCGUUAGCGCUUCUGAGAGUAUCGGAAACCUACACACGGUCCCUUGAGCGGCUCUGUGCCGGGGCCCGGGGAGCCUCUAGUGGCACCCAGGCUACUGGGCGUGUGGUGACACAGGGGCUUGUCUUUGGAACGAGGCCGGACUGGCCUGCGGAGACGGCCGUGCUGCAUCUUCAGUGUGCCGCUGCAGUUUCAAGGUCUUGUUGUUGGCGCAUUAUGGCUGUAGCGGAGUGUGUACCUUUCACGCCACACCAUAUUGAACGCGUCUAUCAGGCGGCGCGUCUGAUGUAUCGGGAAAUGACGCUUCUCGGAUGGUACGCAGCUGGAAGCGCGAGUGCAAAAGACGAAUCGACAGCAUUAGACGCUAGUCAACUAAGCGUCGACGCCGCGAUCAUGCAUGAGUUUGUAGAAGAGGCAAUCUGGUUGGAUGUCAAGUUUGCGACGUUGACUCGGGAAGAAGACGGAGUUGUUGCUACUGCUGGUGCUGCGGCAUCAGCGGAUCCUAAUGUGCGAGUCUGGCUGAUAGCUCCACGUUCAGAAAACGACGGCAAGGAGGUAGCGGCGGGGGCAGCGGAGGUUGCUUGGGUGCCGCGGACACACACCAUUAAGCAGUGGGAGGAGUUUCUCGGCAGCUUACACAUCAGACAGCUUUCUCUGCUCGUCGAGGAAUCCGAAGCCGAGCGAUACGUCAUUCAAACGCUUUUUUGGGGCUCGUCGUCAUCACAUUCGAAUGCUGGUCGUAUUCACGCGGGGACUGAAAGCGACGAUAAAGAAUCAUUGGGCGCAGAUGUUUCCGCACCUGGGCACGACCAACCGUCGAGGACUCGGGACGCUACCGACACAUGCGCGACAGCCGCACGCGUUUUUUCUGAACGCAUCAUUCCGACUGCGCUGCGCACCGAAAGCUGCCCGAACGUCCAGGGUGUCAAACAUGCACAGGCAGUCAGUACAGCUGAUUCGACGGAGGAUUGCGUUAGCGAGCCAGCCUCGGAUUCUUGGAGCCAAAGCGAGGUCCUCAGCAUGGCGCUGUCGCUAGCGUUGCGCAGCGUACAGGACUCGGUGAGCUGCAGCCGCCUCUACGCAGAGCUCUGCGCUCUCGAGCAGUCUGUCUGUGCGCUCGAAGAGUGUGUGCGCGGCGCUCGAUCCUUUGUGCAGGAGCUGCAGAGCCAUCAAACCUCGGCGCAAACGAAUGUUAGUCUAUCCGAACAAGAUGCUCAGCGAUGGUCACGCCUGCGACGCAUCCUGGUCGCCUUGCCGCCCUAUGAGGCAUCAGCUGUAGCAGCCGAUCGUCGAACAGCAUCCCAGCCGAUACUCGACGGCUUGCACCGAAGCCUAGCCAUAGAGGCACUCUGCAGCGAGGUCGCUGGUUUAGGAGCCCUGUAUGACCGCUGGCAGCAGCUGCAGCAGGAGCAGCGACCGCCGACCACGGCAAAAACCGGGAAUCGUACACCAACCUGA